UUCCGGGAGAACGGGGGACUGAGUUGGAUAAUCAACUGUGAUCAUCGUGAAUGGGGCAGCAGGCUCGAUGGGCCGAAUGGCUCUGCUGCUACUUUCGAUGUUUCUAUAUUGAUGAGUUGAAUCCAUGGAAGAAUAAUUAAACAGGGGCAUUUCUCUUGUACCAUGUUCCCUUUGUUUAAUUUUAUUUAAAAAAUGUAUGACUGAGUUUUAAACAUAUAGCAUAGUGUGACAGUCUUGGAUAUUCUGAAAAUGUUUCGCACACAAAUGGUAAUGAGGGGCAGAAGCAUCAUUUUGGAACUUCAAGUUUGAUAUUUUAGACCCUUUUACGCCAUCGUAAUUCCAUCUGAGUGUGGAGUAGACAAUAUUGAAAGGUAUAAAUUUACUGAUUCGCCAAUGAACAGACACUUCAUGUCAAGUCCUGUCUGGGAAGAUUUUCUUGUUGCACGAGUCGGGUGUGGGGAGGGAAUGCAUCUGAUCAUGUUGUUGCAGAAUUAUUACGAAAAGUUCCUUUGACCAACUUGUACAGCUUCCGGCUUCCUGUGAAUGUGAAAGUCAGGAAACCAAAUAGAGUUUAUGAAUACAUAUGGUACAUAAAUAUACAAGUAUGGAACGGGUCUGAAAUAGGGAGUAGCUGUUGGAAGAAGUUGUCAGCGAGAAUUUUCCUUCCAGUGUUAGGCGUGAGUAGGAUGACAGUUUGUCAACAUUUGGAGAGGUGCAGAUAUCACUGAUCUCUCAGGAUACAAAGCCCACGAACAACCCGUUUCCAUUCUCCUUUUUCGAAGCAGAUGGUGGGAAGGCUGUUUGGUGCAUUUUCACGAAUCGCUUGCCUUCAGUGGAUUUGUAGAUGGAUCGUUGUUAAAGAAGUUAUUGGAUUGUUUGGUACAAGGCAAUGGAAACAGCCAAGUUGUGAAUAUUUUUAAUUAACUUGUUCAAACAUGACACGCCUCCGGAACAGAUGGGAUUUCAACCAAAACCUCCUGAUCCAGAGCACAAUGGCCACUGGAAUGGAGGAGAAUUGGCCGGUCCCAAUGAGAGCGAUUGGAGCUCAGAACCUUCUCACUAUGCCGGGAGGAGUUACACAGUCUGGCUAUCUCCAUAAGAAAGGAGGAUCCCAAUGGAAGAUCAUGAAGUGGCCACUACGAUUUGUUAUCAUUCACAAGGGCUGUAUUUAUUACUUCAAAUCCAGCACUGCGGCCUCUCCACAGGGAGCUUUUUCUCUCAAUGGGUACAACAGAGUUAUGAGAUCAACAGAAGAAACAACAUCAAGCAAUGUGUUUCCCUUCAAAAUCAUUCACAUUAAUAAGAAACACAGAACCUGGUACUUUUCAGCAGCAUGCGAGGAGGAGAGAAAGAAAUGGAUGAUGGGUUUGCGAAAAGAAAUUGAUCGUUAUCAUGAGAAGGCAGACAUGCAAGGAAAUCUGAGUGACUAUUCUGAUGCCGAGAAGUUUUAUGGCUCAAUAGAGCGUCCAGUGCAGAUAAAAUACACAGCAAAAGAAUCAGAGUCUGGAGAUUACGCAGUUGAUGAUGAGGAGGAGGAAGAUGAAGAAGAGGAGGAGGAUGACUACCUGAGACCAGAUGGACUCUCUGUAGAAUCAGAAGGUGUUUGCCCUAUGUUGAAUUCUCCAAUUCAGCUAGAAAGGAGCAAUAAAAAACCACUUCCUCCUCUGCCACCUCCCACACAAAGACGCAUGUCACAUGAGUUGGUCGUUAUUAAAGAAGGUGUAUCAAGUUCAUCACAGGACCAUUUGCCUUCCCCUUCUUCUACAAAAACUGAAACCAGUGCAUUGUUCAAAUGUCUGUCUCCCAAAGCUUCUCCAGGCUGUCCAAACCCCUCUAAUGUACAUUUAAAAUCCACUUCAAAUGGAAAGGAAAAACACAGGAGAUACUCAGAAACUACAGACUCUGACAUCAAAGUGAAAAGCAAAUUUGCAAUGGAGUUAAAUAAGCAUUUACAACAUACAGCUGGAAAAGAGACAUCACUUGAUGUUGUAUCCCCUUCUGCACUCUUCUACAAAGGACAUAAUUCUGGAUCUCCUUCCACACUCAUGAGCAAAGCAUUUAGCACAGUACCUCCUCCAGUGCCUAUGAACAAAGGAACUGUCACUGUACCUCCUCCAUUGCCAAUGAAUAAGGGAGCUAGCAUUGUACCUCCUCCAGUGCCAAUGAACAAAGGAGCUAACAUUGUACCUCAUCCAGUGCCAAUGAACAAAGGAGCUAUCACUAUACCUCCUCCAGUGCCUAUGAACAAAGGAACUGUCACUGUACCUCCUCCAUUGCCAAUGAACAAAGGAGCUAACACUGUACCUCAUCCAGUGCCCAUGAACAAUGGAUCUAAAGCUGCACCUCCUCCAGUCCCUGUCAAUAAAGGAUUUAAUGUUGAAUCUUCAAUAUUUAUGAGCAAAGAACUAAGCACUGCAUCUCCUUCAAUACUCACGACAAAAAGAUGUAAUGCUGGAUCUCCUCCUGCACCAUUGCCCAAAGGAUCAAAUGCAAGCCAUCCUCCAUUACCAGCAAACAAACCCAAGUUUUCACCAAUUCCAUCUGAACUGGUACAGGUCAAGCCUAAACUAUAUAAACCAGAACUGCUGCCAAAAGGAACUUCAGCUUUCACCAAGCAACUACCUCCUGCUGUUAAGCCUAACUUUCAACAAUAUGAUACAAAACUGGCAAAACCCUUACACCGCUCAUCUCCUGAAGGACGAAGUUUUCGGUCUGCUGAAACUGAAAAGCUGGUUCCACGACUAAGGUCUCAAUCGCAGCCAUCACAGAGCCAUGUAUCUGAGUGUGAUGAUGAUGAUUAUGAAAAUGUACAGCUGCCACCCUCUGUCUUUGUAAAUACAACAGAAUCCAAUGAUGUUGAGAGGUUAUUCGUAUCUACACAUCCCAGAUCCAACCCAGAGAAUGGACUGUACUGUAUACGGAAUUCUUCAAAGGCAGGAAAGGUUUUAGUUGUAUGGGAUGGCUCAGAGAAGAAAGUGAGGAACUACAGAAUUUUUGAAAAGGAAUCCAAGUUCUUCCUAGAAGCGGAUGUAAAGUUCAUAUGCCUCGCAAGCAUGGUUGAGUUUUACCAUAAACACACACUUCCAAUACAUGACAACUUACGUCUCAGAGUGCCUUAUGGCUAUAAGCACCCAACAUGACAUUAACUCUUCAUAUACUGCCUCUUUGGAUGUGAAACAAAUCAAUAUGAUCAACAAGACAAAUUAAACUGCACAUGAAAAGCUUGGAUGAUUUAAGCAAUACUGUUUUAGAAGAAGGCAGAAAGAGAGAAAAAAAACAGAAUUAUUGUACAUUCCAUCAGUUAUUGUAACAGGACAACCUGGAAAGCUGUGAAAUAUCACUUAUCAAAGCAAAAAGGCUGUAAUGCCUUCUGUUGACUUCUUCCACAUUUCUGUGUCAUACAGAAAAGAUAUUGGCAAUUGUUUGAACUAAGAUGAAUCUUUUCCUUUUCUGGUUGUGAAGCAGUUUCUGCUCAGAAUCCUGACCAAUCAGAGACAACUAUAGGAUCACCUGGGCUCUUCAAACUCUGCAUUUAUUGUCAACAUCCAUCUCAAGACCAGAGUUCUGAGGAACAUUUGACGCAAAAUGUUAACUCUGAUUUCUCUCCACAGAUGCUGGCAGACUUGCUGAGCAUUUCCAGUAAUUUCUAUUUUUGUCUCCAGAGAUAUAGAGAUAUAUAGCAUGGGUCUGUAAUACAAUUUAGUUUGCCUUUUCAGCACUGACCUACUAUAUUGAUUAAUAAUCCUGUAAUUGGAUUCCUUAUACAUUCUUCUGGUAACAAUUAGAAUUUAUUGCACAUUAAAAGGAAUUCCAAGACAAGAGAAAAUGUUUUGAGAAUCUUAAAACAUGCUUUGGUUUGCGUAAUGUUAAAUGACUAGAAGAUGUGAUAUAGAUGCCAGCACAACCACCAAGUCUUUGUAGAUUUGCUGUAAUAUUUUAAUAUGCUUUUAUUUGGUUACCUUUUGAAAUUGAUAACACAGAAUUUAAUGCCCAGAAAUAAGCAACUUGGCCCAAUUAGCCUGUACCUGCGUUGAUGUUACACAAAUCUUCUCUCAUUCCAUUUAUAUUAUCUCAGCCUUGCAGCUUAAUUCCUAUCUCUUUUUCUCAAAUAGGGAUAGCACAAUAGCUAAGUGGUCACUCCCAGCCUUGGGUGACUGUGUGGAGUUUGAAAGUUCUUUCUCAUAUCUGCAUUUGUUUCCUCUGGGUGCUCCGGUUUCCUCCCACAGUUCAAAGAUACGCAGGCUAGGUGGAUUAGCCAUGGUAAA
Molecule: messenger RNA, 4265 nt
Organism: Chiloscyllium plagiosum (whitespotted bambooshark)
Lineage: Eukaryota; Metazoa; Chordata; Chondrichthyes; Orectolobiformes; Hemiscylliidae
Gene: sh3bp2
Product: SH3-domain binding protein 2
Biological process (GO): signal transduction
Molecular function (GO): SH3 domain binding
Source: RefSeq, a predicted model, not a curated record